AUGGGUGUGGAGUACGUCCGAUCCGUCCACGGGCUUCUGAGCAUCAUAAUACUGGUAAUUCUACGACCUUAAAUAGAUGCAAAGUCGUAAAAGCAAGACUUCGCUAUAAAAUUAGAUAUAAACUAUUAUUUUUGUCGCUGGAUAUAACUUUGAAUACGCAUUUAGCUACUCGGAUCAGCCUCAUUAUUUGCUGGCUACUUUGUCUGGAACGAGGGGACUGUCUACUUUUUGUUUUACCUUGGAAAUAAACCAUUGGUUACUUUGGUGUUGAUCUUAAUCACUGUUUGUUGGUUUGUUACUGCUCUUAUUUUGGCAGCUCAAAUUAUCGGAAAAGAUCUACUAGAGCAAUUGGGUAAAAUCAGGGUAAGUCUCGAGCCAUUUUGUUGGUUUAUCAGGCCCGGCCGUAUGCCUUUGACCAAGGAUUCUUUCGGAUGACUGAAAUUUACGGAAAUUUUACGAAAAAUUUUAAUUUUUAAUUUGUUUUCCAUGUUAUGGACAAAGAUUAGAAUAUUCUAAGUUUAGUAGUAAUGUAGGAAGAUUUACUUUUUAUUGUGUAAUAUUAUACAUUUUGAUAUGACUUUAGGUCUUGAUCGUCCAUGCCCUAUGCGGUCUGUUAAUCCUUGGUGCCGCUGUCUGUAACUGCUAUUACUUAUCGAAUACAGCGAAAGAUCACUUUUACUAUCCUCGGAUGAUAGCAGUAGUCGUAAGUGUUCAAAUCAUCAUUUUUUGUUAUUACUUUUGUCUCAUUUCAGGUGUGUAAUUUCUUAAUGUUAAUCGCAUAUGUUGGCCAAAUUGUGUUCGUGGCCUUACAGUAA
Molecule: messenger RNA, 815 nt
Organism: Bursaphelenchus xylophilus (pine wood nematode)
Lineage: Eukaryota; Metazoa; Nematoda; Chromadorea; Rhabditida; Aphelenchoididae
Source: the annotation of a GenBank genome assembly